AUGAAUCGCAACAGCAACCGCAAUGAACCUUCUUCCAACAGAGUGAGAGGGCCUACUUCUGCUUUAUCGAGCUUUUUAAGAGAGCAAGGUAUUCAAGUGCCUAACCGUAGCAGAAGAGCACGCCGUGAGGAACAAGCAACUCCAAGAGAAAUGAGUAUUGAUCCUCCUACGCCCUCUGAUGAAGCUAGCUCCAUGGAAGGAGUAGAACAGACUGUGACGGUUGCUGCGCAGUCGUCGUCAUCAUCAUUAACAGCAACAACAACAGCAGCAGCAACAGAGGAAAUGACUUUUACUGCAUCAUCAUCUAAAAAGAAGAGAAAGGAUGAUAGUGAUGACGAUGAUGAUGUUGACUUUGCGCCAUCCAGUUCAAGGAAGGCUGCCAAAGGCCGUGCACGUAUUCUGUUUUGUGUGAUCUGCAAAAGCAGAUUUGCUCGUGACAUAAACGAUGACAAUGAAGAGACUCUCUGCAGUGACUGCAAGGCUGGAAAGUCUCCUAAUAAGCCUGUUAAUUCCAAGAAGAAAAGGUUGAAUGUCAGUAAGAAAGAGCAAUUACUUGCACAUGACAGAGUGCCUUCUCUUCAAGAUAUUUGUAUUUCUAUUGUUGUUGAAUAUAUUGAUGAAGUUGAAACCUUUGGAUUCAUUAGUGACGAAAGUUUCGAAAAGCUGGCCAAGAUCAUUUCUCGUAACAGAAAAUUGAACAAUCAAACCUCAAGACUAUUUAUGGAACCAUACAGAAAGUCCCUAAGCUUAUAUGACUGCACUAAUAUGGAUGAGACCGCAUUGAUGAAUGUUGCUCACUUUUGUCCUAGAAUGGAAAGACUAGAACUGAUCUAUUGUGGUCAAAUCAAUGACAAGGUGUUGCGCCUUUAUCAAGAACGAUUACACAACUUGAAGUCGUUGUUUCUUUCCGGUGCUUUUCUUGUUACUAAAGAAGCGUGGAUCUCAUUCUUUGAAACGACAAACAACAGACUUGAAGCCUUUGGUCUUCGUCAUUCAAAUCGCUUUGAUCUCACCUGUAUUGAAUCUCUCUCCAAGCUUUGUCCUAAUCUUCAAUCGCUCAAUUUAGGGCAAUUAGGCUCUCUGACAUCAGAAUACUUGCCACAUGUUGCGAAAUUGACCAAGUUGACCAAGUUGGAACUAGCAUGGCCAUCUAAUGAAGAAGAAGAUACAGAGCAGACAGCUAAUUUGAUUCAUAUGUUAGAAGAGAUUGGACCUCAGUUGACCGAACUAUCUCUUAGAGGAUUUUAUGGUUUAACUGACGACGUAUUGCUAAAAGGUAUCAUGAAAUAUUGCAAGAACCUUAAAAAGUUAAAUGUGGAACAAAGUGAACAACUCACAGCUGAAGCUGCGGUGCAAUUCUUUGAGAACUGGGAAGCCGAAGGCCUGACAUAUCUAGACAUUUCCCGAUGUAUUCUGUUAAAUGACGAGGUUCUGAAAGUGGCCAUUCGUCGCUUUGGCAACACUUUGACUCAUUUGAACAUUCACAGCUUAGAGUUACUUUCUCCUAAUGGCUUGGAAGUCUUGGCCGGCGUGAAUGAGAAUGAAAAGGAUUAUUGUCACCAGCUCACGUAUCUUAAUUGUAGCUUUGUUCGAGCUAUGGAUGAUUUUGUUCUUCAAAAGUUGAUUACAAAAUGUAAAACAUUACAAGAUAUUCAUGUUUGGGGCUGCCACUUGAUCACAAAUGCAGUAAAUGCUCAAAUCAAUCCCAUAUUACGCAUUAUUGGAAGGGAAACCAGUACUAUAUCUUUGUUAAAUACUCAUUAA
Molecule: messenger RNA, 1764 nt
Organism: Rhizopus microsporus ATCC 52813
Lineage: Eukaryota; Fungi; Mucoromycota; Mucoromycetes; Mucorales; Rhizopodaceae
Product: RNI-like protein
Exons: 5
Coding region: 1-1764 (587 amino acids)
Biological process (GO): SCF-dependent proteasomal ubiquitin-dependent protein catabolic process
Cellular component (GO): SCF ubiquitin ligase complex
Source: RefSeq, a predicted model, not a curated record